AUGGAAUUUGAGAAUCAUUCAUCAUCAUCAAUAUCUCCAUUGCCUCAAAAUUUAUCAUGCAAGCCAUGCAACAACCCUAUUAAUUAUAUUUAUAAUCUAAAGCAAGCACAAGAAAGGCCGGUUACAGUCUUGAAGAAGAAGAAAGCAGGAAGGAAGAAGUUCAAGGAGACUCGGCACCCGGUAUAUAGGGGGGUACGGAAGAGAAAUGGGAAUAAAUGGGUAUGUGAAGUGCGAGAACCGAACAAGAAAUCAAGAAUUUGGUUAGGGACCUUCACUAGCCCAGAAAUGGCAGCUAGGGCACAUGACGUUGCUGCCUUAGCACUGAAGGGAGAAACUGCUACUUUAAAUUUUCCUGAUUCAGCUUUGAUACUUCCUCGAGCGAAGUCGUCUUCUGCUAGAGAUAUACGAAGAGCUGCGCGUGAUGCUGUUGAGGCCUUUAUACCUAGUGCUUCUUCGUGUUCUCCCCCCUCACCAUCUCAUCAUAAGAACUUUUCAUGCGUGACAAGCUCAGGUAAAGUUUUGAGUCCAGCUUUAAGCGAUCUCAAUCCACAUGAGAAGGGCAUAGAAAAUGUUUUCAAACCUUCAUUAAUUGGCAUGCAAGGUGUUGAGGUACAUGGAAAGAAGGCUCUUAAUGAUGACCCUUUUUCAAUGGUCAUGAUGUCAUGCCCUAACAAUUGCUCGGAGAAGGUGUCCCAUCAACCCAAUGCACUGUUCUUUGAUGAGGAGGCAUUGUUUAACAUGCCAGGAUUACUUGAUAGCAUGGCAGAGGGUUUGAUCCUAACCCCACCAGCUAUGCAAAGAGGAUUUAAUUGGGAUGACAUGGUGUGUUCUACGGACUUGACAUUAUGGGAGGAGGACUAG
Populus nigra (black poplar) is the source of this 861-nucleotide messenger RNA. RefSeq names its product dehydration-responsive element-binding protein 1B-like. The coding region runs from base 1 to 861 and encodes 286 amino acids. Gene Ontology annotation, molecular function: DNA-binding transcription factor activity; DNA binding. The record is from RefSeq and is a predicted model, not a curated record. The transcript has a single exon. Gene Ontology annotation, biological process: regulation of DNA-templated transcription. Lineage: Eukaryota; Viridiplantae; Streptophyta; Magnoliopsida; Malpighiales; Salicaceae.